GCACUUCAUUGUCUUUAUACCUACAUUCAAUUUUUAAAUAAUGAAACCAAGAUUUUAUUUACUAGGUAAAAUCGAAAAAAUUUUCAGAAGUGAAACACCACUUCCAAAAUGAGGACCACGAUCAGCCUUCUCUUAUUUUUUGUGGUGCUCAUACCGAAAAUAGAUGGAAAAUCCGUCCCAACAAAUAUUUCUUUAGCUAUACAACCAAAAAUCAUCGGAGGACAAAGAUUGAGCAUUCAUGAAAGACCAUACAUGCUCUCUCUUCACCGCAGACAAGCUGGAUUUCAAUGUGGGGCUUUCAUCAUAUCUGCUCAAUGGGGAAUUACCGCACAACAUUGUUUCCCAUUAAUGGAAACAUCAGCCUAUGUGGUUCGAGCUGGAUCAGACGAAUUUCAAAAAGGAGGAACUCUACAUCGCCUGACAGAAAUUAUAGUUUACGAUACGACUUUGUAUGAUGAAAAAGUUCCAAUUUCUGAUAUUGCUCUUUUCAAAGUCAACCCACAUUUCAAAUUUUCAAGUAGUGUGCAGCCAGCCUUAUUACCAACUGCAGGCACUUUUCCUAAUCCAAAAGUUCUCGUAGUUACUGGAUGGGGGAGCUUGAGACCACGUUCAUCCACAAAUAAACUAAGGGGUUAAAUUUGCAGUUCGAAUGCUUACCAAAUGGGGAACCUCUUCCUGGUUUUUCUCGCGUCGAAACGUCAUCAUCGU
This is a messenger RNA of Belonocnema kinseyi, 708 nucleotides long. RefSeq names its product prostasin-like. Gene Ontology annotation, molecular function: serine-type endopeptidase activity. The transcript is spliced from 5 exons. The coding region runs from base 109 to 636 and encodes 175 amino acids. Gene Ontology annotation, biological process: proteolysis. The record is from RefSeq and is a predicted model, not a curated record. Lineage: Eukaryota; Metazoa; Arthropoda; Insecta; Hymenoptera; Cynipidae.